Mizuhopecten yessoensis (Yesso scallop) is the source of this 1324-nucleotide messenger RNA. RefSeq lists its product as uncharacterized. The transcript is spliced from 6 exons. NCBI's taxonomy places the organism in Eukaryota, Metazoa, Mollusca, Bivalvia, Pectinida, Pectinidae. Bases 216 to 755 code for a protein of 179 amino acids. The record is from RefSeq and is a predicted model, not a curated record.
AUCACAUACUGUUGUCCCAUCAUCUUCUAUCACCACAGUCACCUCCUUUUGAGAAAGCUGAAAUAUAGAGUAACAAAGUGUACCAACAGAGAAUCUCAGAAUCAAUACAGAAGAAGGGAUAUGCUGUAGUGGCCCCACAGGCCAGGCCGAGGAGACACACGUGCACUGAUUCCAUCAAGCUUCCCUCUCCCCGUGUCGGGGUCGCCCUACCAAGUAUGAGGCCAGAGACACUCCUUAACACCAAGACCUUUGAUCAUGAACAGACGGCACAAUGUCGGUGCUGUGAGCAGGUGACAAGAAAGUUUGGAGAAUUUGAAAAGGAACUAAAACAAACCAAAUGUAAUCAUAUCAUUACCCUCAGACAGAACCUGGUGGACCAACUAGAGCAGGUGACUCUAACCCUUCCUGAACCAGAAGGUAGACCAAGGGCUGGGAUAUUAUCUCCUGAGGAUGCCUUAAAAUACAGGAUGAUUGAGCUGUCCUCAGGGUCACAUGUCUUCAUACAUCGUGACCAACGAGACGCUGCCAUUGCUGCAGGUAGGACGCGUGGCCGGGACCUGAACGGGGAGAAGAUGGCUGCACAAUUACUGCACACCUUCUUUACGGACGAGGAGCUCGCUUCAAACAACUUGAAGGGUCCCCAUGAGGUUAUUGUCCAGGCUGUUACAGCAUUCUGUCUUGCCCGCAGUAGCAAGUCCCCAGAGAAAGUGAGGGCAUCGAUGUAUGCUGAACUUGCCUCCAUGCAAGAUCAAUGAUUUAAAACAGUACAGCACCAGAGUAAUGUUAACUACAUCAGUUAAAAUGCAAUGCAGAACAUUUUGGACAAGAGACCCAAGAGGUUAAUGUGCUAAAGAUUGUAGAGAUACAUAUAUAUCUAUGCGGCAAUUUCAUUUCAUGCCAGCAGGAAAUACAAAUACUAUAUCAUCCCUCUGGUAUAGUUGGUACUGUAUAUAUGUACAUUGAUUUUCCAACCAAUGAAAUCGAAGCUGAGGUGAAUAAUACAUGUACUGCGUUAUACAUACAUUGUACAUCAAUAUUCCUGUGUACCACAAUGCUAACAAACAUUUCUCACAAAUUUUGACACUGAACAUGGGAUGUGUAACAAAGACCGCAAAUAUAUUUAUAUAUUAUAAAUGGACUUUUCAUGCCUUUUUAGAAUAAAUUUGUACAUUUCCUUCGAAGUAGGAUUGGAUUCAAAUACGAACAACACAAACAGAUUUAUUUUUGACCUAACAAUAAGCAAUAAUCUACAAAUUAAAGUCGUGUGACAUGUAACUAUUAUUUAUUUCUCUUAAUCUUUGAAGUUUUAAUAAAAAUUUGUGCU